Rhagoletis zephyria (snowberry fruit fly) is the source of this 12098-nucleotide messenger RNA. Its product is annotated as histone-lysine N-methyltransferase trithorax-like. Lineage: Eukaryota; Metazoa; Arthropoda; Insecta; Diptera; Tephritidae. Gene Ontology annotation, biological process: positive regulation of DNA-templated transcription. The record is from RefSeq and is a predicted model, not a curated record. Gene Ontology annotation, molecular function: zinc ion binding; DNA-binding transcription factor activity; histone H3K4 methyltransferase activity. Gene Ontology annotation, cellular component: nucleus; histone methyltransferase complex.
UCGGCAGCGUGCAGGGCGCAAUCAAACAACACAUUGAAGCUAGGCAAAUUCAAGCUGAAAGAAACUACAAUAAAUACGCGGUCAACGCGCCUGCAGCAGCAGCAGCAACAGCAAAAGCAGUGCAACAGCCACACCACCAACAAAUAAAAAAUCCUCCGCCACGCAUACAAAGCAGGCAAACAAGCAAUCAAUCUUGACGUGCGAGCAAGCUGAGUAGUGAGUAGAAACCACUUUUGAGUACAAAAGCAAUUGCGCUAUUCGCUCACACCGUUUUUGCCUGCAGCUGCAACAACGGCGACGGCUAUCAAGAAAAUUGAAAUUUUUCCUAUGCGUUGCGGAGCGUAAAAAACAGGUAUUAUAUGCAGCUAAACUCGAUGUAUAGAGAGAGAGAGAGAGAGAAGGAGAAUAGUUAAGAAGCAUUACAACGUGUCAAAGCAGAAGAAAAGUGCAUGCGAUUGCUGCAGAGAGUGUGUGCAUCUGGUAUGAGAGAGCAAUAGCGCGAAAAAGGCGAGAGCGCGCUGCGUGCAACGAGAGAGCGCAACAUACUACAACUGGAACUGUUUUUGGUUGCGCUGCAUUCGUAUUUGUAACGACCACGGGUGGUGUGGGUACACAGCAACUGCUGCAAUUACAACAACUAAAAAUAGUAACUAGUCUGGCUGGUUGCAGGCAAAAGGUGGUCACGCAAGACGUGUAACUAACUAACCAACGAAGAAACGAAAAAAGCGAACAAGCGGCCAGUCAGUCAACGAGGAAGUAGCGGCAAGACUACACUGGAAAGUUGAAAAGAACAAAAAGUACAAAAUAAAGCCAGUAAAAAGGCAGCUGUCGACUGAUACCGUGCACACAAGCACACGCGCGCGCGUUUGACAACAUUUUACACCUUUUUCUCCUGUCAUCAACGAAGUGCAAAAUAUACUGACGCUAAGCAGGCUGUCCUGCUGUAUGUCCGAUUGACCGAUUGAGCGCGCGAUAGCCAAGCUAAAACACGACGUCAAGGCAAUAGUUUCGGAAGCGCGCGCACGCAAGGAAUACGCGACAGUAGGGCGCGAAGAAAAUUCGUAUCCGCGCGGAGUGAACACAAAUACGAUUGAGUGAAGCGCAGGACCUCAUACACUUUUCCAAGCACAGCGCGGCACGGUAAAUUGCGUUUAGUUUUCAGUGACCAUCGCCGUAUUGUGCCGGGCGCAUACCCAAAUGCAAAUUUCAUACGAGUAUUAUUAUGGGCCGUUCCAAGUUUCCCGGGAAACCGUCCAAGUCGAUUAAUCGUAAGCGUAUCAGUGUAUUAAAAUUGGAUGAAGAAGCGGCGGCAGAACCUGAGGAUGAUCUAACAGCGGCGAGUGUUGACAGCGAUAAACGCGACAACUGUGAUGAUGAUGAUGAUGAUGAAAAGGGCGAUGGCAGUGGCACCGCAGGCGGUGAUGGUGUUGGAGAAAGCGGUGAAGCGGGAGGCACAAGUGAUGGCAGCGGUAGUGGUGGUGGCGUGCGCAAUGUAAACAGUGGCAGUGGUGCAAGCGGUGACAACGAGAUGGGGAGUGAUAAUAAUGCCAACGGCAAGGGCGCAAAAGCGGUGGGGGAUAGCGCUGCCAGCAGCAGUAAACUUGCCAGUGGCGCGAAAAGUGCUGAAACUGCACAAAGAGCAGCAGUCAGCAACAGCACCAGUACCAGCAAAUUCAAAAAUAGGAGCAGCAGCAGGGGCAAAAGUAGGCACAAGGAGGCUGAUACCACUGCUGCCAGCCACGGCGAUAUGGAUAAAAUAGUCGAAGUCGAAGUUGCACUUGAUGACAGCAAAAAGCAAGCAAGUGGCGCAAGUGUAGUUGCGGAUAAAGUGGAUGACAAAGCGCGUGCAACGAGGCAUAUGACAGCAACUGCUGCUGUUGACCAAGGAAAAGUUGUUGAUUGCGAUAAUGCAACGCAUAGUGCACAAAAGCAGCCCGUUGAUGUGGCGAUGGAAGUUGAAGAUGCUGAGGCUGAAGAGAAUGAAGGAGAUGAGUGUCAUAAUCCGCCGGGGAACGACCAUUCAGUUGUUCUAGACGGUGAAGGUGCUUGUGAUGAUGCUGAUGGCAAUGACGACGACGACGACGACGACGACGAGGACGAGGAGGACGAGGAUGACAAUGUUUCGUGUACUAGUCGGAAAUCGGUGCAAUCUGCUUGCUCAGCGACCUCUUCAAACGCCUCAUCAAUUGGCUCCGCCACCACAACAACAAUAGCAACUGCAGGGCCAGGAGCUAGGUCAGUGGCAACAGCAUUGGCAUUUAGCCGUAGCAAACGUGAUGGUAAAUUUAAAAACUUGAAUCUUGCCAAGCCUGAGGUGAUGUUGCCAUCAUCGGCGAGAUUAAGGCAACUGCAACAACAAAACCAACUUAAUUGCCCUUCUCCACCAGCUGCAACAGCAAGCGGCAACGGCAACAAACACGGUGGUGCAACUAAAUCGUCGACGACUACAUCUUCGGCCACGGCCACAAACACUUCGCGCUUCUCGAAUCCCUUCGCUGUCGAUGGUACGCUUUGUGCGGCUGACACUGACGAUGAGGCGUCGUCGUGUAUCAUGGCCGCUGAUGAGGUAAUAAAUGGCAGUGUUGGCGUUGCGAACGUUCACCAUGGCAAUGGAGGGUGCGGGAGCGGUGGUGGUGGUGGUGGUGGUGUUGCCGGUAGCGGUUGUGCUGACAAUGAUGGCGUUGCAAUGAUGAUUAUUAUAUGCAAUACAACUCUCUCUCUCUUUCUCUCUCGGUCGCUGCGCUUCCACCCAAACAAAGGUUCAGCUCCUGCCGCGUGCAGCGUUUGCAACACCCCCACACAUAGCAGCAAUCUGCAGCAACCACGAAAGUAUGGCGUACCUGCCUGCAGCGCUUGUCGCAAAUUUAUCUCGAAAAUCUCGAAAAAUAGCUCAAAUACAGCACUGAAAAGUCUACAACUGCAUUGCAAAGGAGAUGGCAACUGCACACUCCAGCCGUACACGAAAAUCCAUAUCAAAAAUUUCAAAAAAGUCUACAAAGAACGCUGUACAUCUUGUUGGCUGAAGAAAUGUCUACAAACGUUACAGGUACCGCCUGCAGAUAAACGACGUUUGAGUGCCGCGCUUCCGACAUCAUUGCUUAAGCAGAUUGAGGCGAAACGAGAGCGUGAUCCCGAAGAGGAGAGUGGUGAGCUACACGCGACACGCAAAGAGCUGGACUUGGCUGAUCUCUCUCCCACUGGACUCUUUGGCACCGCACGUUUCAAGUGGAAGCCUACUUUGGAAGUUGCGAAUGAAAGUUUGAAAUUGAACCUUAAAACCAAUCCGUUGGCAGAAAAUAAUGCCACGUUCGGCAGUUCGGUUAUUCUGAGGCCGCCUAUACUGGAAAAGCCGCUCUUCUUGAAAAGCCCAAUUGGGGCGGCAGCAGCAGCGCUGCAGCUAAAGGAGAAACACGAAAAUCCACAGAGCACAAAUAACAAGAACGAAGAUAAGAUGCAGGCGCAGUUGUCAUCACCUGAGAGUAGCACACAGCAGAGAGUGACCAAGAGUAAGCGCAGGGACAAGCACGACAAGGAGAAGGAACGUGACACAGAGAAGAAACGUCUCUCCAAAGAACGUGGCAGGGAGAAGGAACCUGAGGCAAGCAACGUAAAAGCGACCGCAAACAUCAAAAUGCAAGCUGCAUUAGCAACUGAGAGUACGACAAAUGCGCUAGCGAUCAACACUAAAGUUGAUACUAUUGAAAUAAAUAAAAGAGCCGCCAAGGCGGCGUCACUGUCCCCGGCGGCCAUAGCAGCCGCAGGUGGUGUCGCUGCAGACGUAGUGAGCAAUCUAGGGAGCACAACAACAACCGCUGGCACGUCCGGCGCAUCACCGGAACAAUCUCAAGUAAUAGCUGCAGCAACACCCUCAUCAAGCGACUCGCUAAAGCGUCAGCGCAUCGACAUAAAGGGGCCGCGUGUGAAACAUGUCUGCCGCAGCGCAUCAAUCGUUCUAGGCCAACCGUUGGCCACAUUCGGCGAAGAGGAGACAGAAGAGGAGGAAGCACUUGCCAUAGCAGAGGAUGUUAGGUCUAGCGCAGCAACAACGUCAGUAUCGAACAAGCCGGAAGAAAUAGUAAUUGAAAGUAGCAAUGAGGCAGCGCCAUCGCUGGCGCCAGCGCCAGAACAGCCGCAAGCUGUACAGCAAACAAAAGAAUCCAAGGCUACGCCGCAAGAUAAGAAGGAAGGGGAGACAAUCAGUGAAAAAGUUGAAGUUGCAGAGAAGCUUACGCAGCCUGCGCAGGCCAAGUGGACUUCUAUCACACUUCCGUCUACAAGCAUUGAAAAAGCCGCACCAGCAGCUGCCGAAAGUGUUGCACCAACGGCGCCCAAGGCAGCUAAAAUCGUCAACAGUACGCCUGCUGAAAAGAAGGAGGUGACCGCUGCGAUUGCGGCAGAAGUCGAACCGGUUGAGAAACCUUCGUUGCCGCUUCAGCCCGCUAAGGCGGUCACGCGCAAUUCCAACGCAAGCAACAUCAAUUUGCAAAUUCACCGCGGCACGUCCUCAACUUCCUCCUACGCUACAACAUUCGGCAAAAAACCAAUACGUCAAAUCAGCAGCGAUGCAAACACAGCAUAUCAGCAACAGCAGCAGCAACAACAACAACUGCUGCGACGCAAGGAGCCACAGAAACUGAGAACACUGAUCUCAAUUGACUUUUGGGAGAACUACGAUCCAGCCGAGGUGUGCCAAAGUGGCUUUGGCCUCAUUGUCACCGAGACGGUGGCACAACGCGCACUCUGCUUCCUUUGCGGCUCAGCAGGCCUAGAGCCUUUGAUUUUCUGCGCCUGUUGUUGUGAGCCAUAUCACCAGUAUUGCGUUAUGGAUGAGUACAAUUUGAAGCAUUCCUCACUGGACGACACAAUGCUCAGCUUCAUGGACAUUUCCACAAUGGGUCACAGCACUGCAGCGCCCACACCAGAACAAUUCAGCCAAAUAACAAAUCGUUUGAAUUGGCUGUGCCCGCGAUGUACUGUGUGUUACACGUGCAACAUGUCUUCGGGCUCAAAGGUGAAAUGCCAGAAGUGCCAGAAGAACUAUCACUCCACCUGUCUGGGUACAAGCAAGCGGCUGCUAGGCGCCGAUCGCCCGCUUAUUUGCGUGAAUUGUCUCAAAUGCAAGUCUUGCUCUACAACCAAGGUCUCGAAAUUCGUCGGCAACUUGCCCAUGUGCACACCUUGUUUCAAGCUGCGCAAGCGUGGCAACUACUGUCCGAUAUGUCAGAAGUGCUACGAUGACAACGACUUCGAUCUGAAGAUGAUGGAGUGUGGCAACUGCAAUCAUUGGGUGCACUCGAAGUGCGAGGGUCUCUCCGACGAACAGUACAAUCUGCUGAGCACUUUGCCGGAGUCAAUAGAAUUCAUUUGCAAGAAAUGCGCGCGUCGCAAUGAAGACUGCAAAAUGAAAGCGGUGGAGUGGCGUACUGCAGUGAUGGAGGAGUUCAAAAGCAGCCUAAUGAGCGUGCUCAAACNAAAUUCCAAGUCGCGGCAAGCGUGCGCGCUACUCAAACUCAGCCCACGUAAAAAAGUUCGCUGUGUUUGUGGCAACAGCACUGGGCAGAUGAACUGCCGUGCGCAGCCGAAGAGUCUACAAUUCAACAACGAGGCUGAGCGCGAUGCACUCGCAUUGAGCAGUGAUGUGGAAUCUCAGUGCAGCACCAGCGAUGUGUAUGAAUUCAAGGACAAGCCCAGUGAAGAGAAAAUGCCUGACAAGUGCACCUGCAUGGUGAAAAUGACGAGCUACAGCGGGUACGGCAAUGGUGGCGGUCAAGCGGCGAGUAAUCUCAGUCUAAUGGAUAUUAAAAAGAAAAUCAACAACAACGAUUAUGUUUCGCUUGCGGAAUUCAACUAUGACAUGAUCAAUGUGAUACAGAGUGUGAACUGUGAUGAACUAGUUAUUGCAUACAAUGAGAUUUUGAGUGAGCAAUUCCCUUGGUUCCAAAACGAGACGAAAGCAUGCACUGAUGCGCUCGAGGAGGACAUGUUCGAGUCAUGCUCCUAUUCCAUGGGUAACUCAAUGGACGCACAAGACGAUUUUGUAGAGGAAGAGCACAAUCGUACCGUCAUCGAUCUGCCUGAAGAUAUUGAGGAGGUGCUUUACUCGCUCAAGCCGCGCGAUGACCUGCGCACCUGUCUAUUCUGUCGCAAAUCCGGCGAAGGUUUGUUCAAUGAAGAAUCUCGAUUGCUGUACUGCGGGCACGAUUGCUGGGUGCACACGAAUUGUGCCAUGUGGUCGGCCGAAGUAUUCGAAGAAAUCGACGGCUCACUGCAGAACGUGCACAGCGCCAUUGCGCGCGGUCGCAUGAUAAAAUGCACAGUGUGUGGCGGUCGCGGGGCCACAGUUGGUUGCAAUGUGAAAUCUUGCGGCGAACAUUAUCACUACUCGUGCGCACGCAACAUUGCCUGUGCGUUUAUGACCGAUAAGUCUGUGUACUGCCCGGAUCAUGCGCGCCAAGCGCUCAGAAGCAACACGGCGCUAACGAUUGAGACGAAUUUCGAGGUGGCGCGUCCCGUCUACGUGGAGCUGGAUCGUAAGCGUAAGAAACUGCUGGAGCCAAGCAAGGUGCAGUUCCACAUUGGCUCACUUGAGGUGAAGCAGCUGGGCACUGUGUUUCCACGCUUUUCCGAUACCUAUGAGGCUAUUGUACCGAUUAACUUUCUCUGCUCGCGUCUGUACUGGUCGUUCAAAGAACCCUGGAAGGUCGUCGAGUAUACUGUGCGUACCACAGUACAGAAUAGCUUCUCAUCAUUGACACUCGAUGCGGGCCGCAACUUCACUGUAGACCAUAGCAAUCCCAAUGUUUCGAUAGUGCAGCUGGGAUUGGCACAAAUCUCUUGUUGGCACAGUAGCUUGGCUCGCGGUGAAUUGAUGGACUACGAGGCAGUUGAACUACGAAACUCUACGCUGACUAAGCUGCUACCGGAGUACUUAAUGCACAGCCAAAACUCUUGUUCCACGCCAGAUGAAAAUACCGAGGAGGAACCACAAACGAAUGCCGACUUGUUGCCGCCGGAGAUAAAGGAAGCCAUUUUUGAAGACCUACCACAUGAACUACUCGAUGGCAUUUCAAUGCUGGACAUAUUCCCCAAAUUCAUGAUCUACGAAGAGAUGGGCGGCAAUAGUGAAGGCAAGACAGCUGAAAUGUAUCUGAAUGAGCAAUCGAAAGAUGGCGUGGCUACAUCAUCUGUCGUAGCUGCUGCGCUGGCCGCCUCUAAUGCAGGCAACAGCGGAAAUUGCAGCGCCUCUAGCGUGCAGGUAUCCGACGAAGAUACAGCUAAUUCAUCGCUUAGUAAGCAGUUAGAACUGAGUAAUUCCUGCUCAUCAACUAACACGAACUUGGCUAUAGGUCAUGUGGAGGAUGCGCUGCUUUCGUGCUCACGCGUCACCAACUCCCAACUGCGACGCGCCAUGAGCAGCACCGAAUUGCAACGCAGCAAAGCCGAGAUGCUCAAAAAGACAUGGACAAAGUUUGAGAGCGUCAGCACGGCGGCUGCAGCGGCGGUAAUUAAAAAAAGGAAACUUUCCAAAGGUCCAUCGGAGCUACGUAUGGCAGAGAGUGUGUUGCACAGCCUGCACCAACAUCGCACAAAGAAAGACAAUGCCGUGGGCGCUUCACGCCGCCAAUCUAUCUCGAGUGAAUCGGAAAACGCCACCACGCUGCGCACAAAAACGUUCACAUGGAGCGCGGCGAAGCGCUAUAUAGAGCCGCACACAGUCGACGAGAAGGACGAAUCGAAAAUCAAGCUCAUGCAAGUGGAUGGCGUUGACGACUCAAUCACAGAGUACCGUAUUAUCACCAGCGACGCACAGUUUACAGGCACGGUGAAAUGCGAACGUUGCCAUUGCACCUACCGCAACUACGAGUCCUUUCAACGUCACCUUGCCACCUGCGAACCGCUCUCAACUAGCGAAUCCGAGUCUGAUGGCACGUCCCGCUCGCCGGGUUCAGCGACAAACGGCAGUCCACCGCUGGGCGGCUUGGAUGCCAACAUCGAUUUGAGUAAGUUGGGCCAGACGCAGCGCACAGCCACACUUACCAGCACCGCCAACAGUUUGCCCUUCCUUCAAGCCUUCUCGCACGCCAUACCACUUGGAAGCAUACAAGCCAACUUUAAUGGCAUACCUAUUGCGAAUAUGUCUAACGGUUUUCAGAGCGUGCAAGGUCUGCAGAACAUACAGAACAUACAGGGCCUACAAAACAUACCAGGCUUACAGAAUAUACAGCUGCAAGGUUUGCAGACACCGCAGGCACUUGGCGGCGGUUUCUUCAUUUCGCAGGCGAAUCCAACCACUUCAACCACCGACGAAGUACAGCUGUUGAACUCACUGCAGGGAUUGACAGCGAAUUUGAAUGGCACCUACACGUUGGCGCCCACCGGAUUUGGCACCACCACUGUACAAGCAGCUCAACAACAACCACAACUAAUUGCAGUCUCUACAUCGCCUGAUGGGACACAGCAAAUCAUACAACUACCCUCGGGUGUUACAACGCAGCCAAUGGCCAAUCAGCAACUAUUGCAAGGACUCAACGCUUUCCAGACCCUGCAAGCCACAAAUAGUGAUAAGAAAAUUAUAUUGCCUGUGGCUACAACCGGCAAGCCUUUGAAAACUGUUGCCACCAAGGCCGCGCAGCAGGCGGCCAAGAAUAAGUUGAAAGCUGGCAGUGCCACGGUAAAGCCCAUACAAUCAAAAAUCAACGCCGCCACAGUAACAGUGUCACAGCCCUCAAUGCAUGCUGCACAACAACCGCCACCUACACCGAUAACUGUGCUCAAUACAGGUGGUAACGGUACACAAUUGCUCAACCAGAAUUUGUUACAACAAAUGCAAGCCGCCGGCUUGGCUACCACCACCACGCAACAGCCACAGCUGCUCUUCCAAACCGCCAACGGCCAGCAGCAGCCGAUCGUCAUGCAGCAGCUGAGUGCACCUAAUGCCACAGUGCCGCAAAAUAUAAUCUCGUUCGUGACCACUGAUGGUACACAAACACCACAGGUGCAAUACAUGACCAUACCUACGGCCAAUGACUAUAAGCCACAAACGCAGGCGACGCCAUUUAUCACUGCAACUCCAGCGCCGGCAAAUCAAUAUCUACAGGGUGCUUUUCUACAAACCGACGCUAGUGGUAAUCUGAUGCUCACCACAACGCAAACACCCACCGGCUUGCAAAUGCUUUCAGCCACACCUUUGAACAUAGCGACCGCGACGCAGGCGCCGCCACAACCGCAAGUAAUUGGGACGCUCAUUAAUCCGCAAACCUUGCAGUUGGGCGGUAAUGUUAUAGCGACCACAACGGACCCACAACAGCAACAGCAAGUGAUAAUUGGUGGCGGUGCCACGGGAUUGGAAAUGAUUGCUGCAGCAAAUGCGGGCGCCCCACAAGUCAUACUCUCCACACAGCCAAUGUACUAUGGACUGGAGACGAUAGUGCAAAAUACAGUGAUGUCUUCGCAGCAAUUUGUCUCCACAGGCAUGCUGAGUCAAAAUGCCAGCUUCUCGGCGACCACAACGCAGGUAUUCCAGGCAAGCAAAAUCGAACCCAUUGUGGACAUACCAUCCGGUUAUGUAGUGCUUAAUAACGUCGAUACGACUCCCGCAAUAGUGCAACAACAACCAGCAACUUCGCAACAGCCGAAUUUCCUAAAUGCGUCUACAGUAUUACAACAAACCCAACAGCAACCUGUACAUGCCAGCGGACUGCAGAAUAACGAGCAACAGCCAAUUUUCCGACUGCAAGCAGUUGAUAACAACAGCAGCAACGUUUCAGCUACAGUGACUGCAGCUACAGUUACGCCAACUGUGACGGCAUCAAGUUUCCAUUCCAGCCGCAACCGCNUAAGCGGCAUGACGGGCGCCGGCCCCAAAAUGGCCGCCGAUGCAGUUAAAUAUCAAAAUGGUUUGGCCAACAAUUACUCAGGCGUAACAGCGGAAGAGACGGCCGCUGUUGCAGCAGCUGCCUCAGAAUACAUUACACAAAUGGCCGCCAAGAUGAGCGCGCAAAUGCCGAGUGGCUCGUUGGAGGUGAUAGGCACAAACUUCGAUUUGCAAAAGCUCGCACCAAAGUUAACGCCGCAAGUAACUUUAGACGCGCAUGCGUCACAUCCAGCGUCGCAGCAAUGCGAAGAGGCAGCAGCGCGCACCAGCGUACACGCCGCACGCAUGCAGGAUCCUCUGCUGGCGACACGUAAACCCACGCCACCACCACCGCCGCCACCGCAACGCGAUCCAAAGAAGAUAAGCGGCCCACAUCUGCUGUACGAGAUUCAAAGCGAGGAUGGUUUCACCUACAAAUCUACCUCAAUCGCAGAUAUUUGGGAGAAAGUUUUCGAAGCAGUGCAGGUCGCGCGGCGCGCACAUGGUUUAUCACCGCUGCCCGAGGGUCCACUCGCCGAUAUGGCCGGCGUUCAAAUGAUGGGUCUAAAGACGAACGCGCUCAAGUACUUAAUCGAACAGUUGCCUGGUGUGGAGCGUUGCUCCAAAUAUACGCCGAAGUACCAUAAACGCGCAGCGGCAAGCGCGCACGCAGCGGCCACUACAGGGGCUCCAUCGUCAGCAACCAAUAGCGCUGCAAUGGCGAGCGCGCAGCUUGCCGGUGGCAGUGGUAUUGACCUAAAUGCGACACUGGAUUAUGCCUCUGAUCAGGAUGAGCUACAGGAGAAUCCGUACGAAUCGGCGCGCUGUGAACCGUAUGCGACGCGCUCCGAAUACGAUAUGUUCAGCUGGCUGGCAUCAAGGCAUCGUAAACAACCGAUACAAGUGUUUGUGCAGCCUUCCGACACGGAGUUGAUACCGAGGCGCGGCACUGGCAGCAAUCUACCAAUGGCCAUGAAAUAUCGCACACUGAAGGAAACUUACAAAGAUUAUGUGGGCGUUUUCCGCUCACACAUCCACGGACGUGGUCUUUACUGCACAAAGGACAUUGAAGCUGGCGAAAUGGUGAUUGAAUACGCAGGCGAACUGAUACGUUCCACUUUAACCGAUAAGCGUGAACGCAACUACAAUAGUCGCGGCAUUGGCUGUUAUAUGUUCAAAAUUGACGACAAUUUGGUGGUGGAUGCUACCAUGCGCGGUAAUGCGGCACGCUUCAUAAAUCACUCGUGUGAGCCCAACUGCUACUCGAAAGUGGUGGAUAUACUCGGACAUAAACACAUCAUAAUAUUCGCUUUACGACGCAUUGUACAAGGCGAAGAGCUAACCUAUGAUUACAAAUUUCCCUUUGAGGAUGAGAAAAUACCCUGUUCCUGUGGUUCGAAGCGUUGCCGAAAGUACUUAAAUUAGAAAAAAAAAACGAAAGGAUCUAAUAAUUAUUAUAGUCAAAACCAAGUAAAUAUGGAAUAGUAAGAGGGGAAAGUAGAAUUUAAAUGUGUAUGGUUUGGCGGAGAGAAGAAUUAAAUGAAGCUUAACGGUACCAUGCUGUUUAAACUUAAGUAAAGUUUUAAAAGGACGACGCUUUUAAGCAUUAAGAUUUGUUUUAACCACACAAAGCAGCGUUGCAUUAAAAUGACACACACACAUGGGUACAUAUGUAAGUGCUUGCAUGCGUUUCGCAUAAGUGGUGGGCAACAGUAAACGUUUUUUGUUAAAUAAAACCUACUACUUUACCAUGCUAGUGAUAAGCGUUGAUGAUGGCAUUGACAUUUUUAGUGCGCAGCUGUGACUUUGGCGGACAAGUUUGAUCGAAUAUGUUGAUAUUAUUGAUAGAAUUGGAGACAUGUCAGUAUUCACUAAUAAUGAUUUUUGUUAAAAUAUAACUGAGCCACAUAAAGUUACACAUACAUAUAUGUAUACCCACACACACACACACACACACAAACAACACACAGAAAAACACAUGCAUACACAAAAGUAACGAAAAGUGAUUAUAAUGGAAAUUUAACUUACUUAGUUUUACUGAUUAACUAUUAAACUACCAUAUAUGUAUGUACAUAAAUACAUACUUAUUUACGUAUGUAUAUGUAUUAGUAAGAAAAGCGUAAGGAAUUUAAGUAUAAUGCUAUUAAAAACAAAACCUUUACCGGAUUAGUUGUGGUGAGCAGUAAGCAAAGAAUUAAAGCAGAUUUCUAUUAUGUCUACAAAACGUAUUUAUUACUAACUAAAA